GCCUAAUACCAAUCGGAUAGCUACGCUACAAAAUAGUUUACAAAUUCUAUCAACAUACUAAAUGAUUGGAACGGCCAAGUGAUAAAUAUGCAUGCUACGCAUGCAGUACGUUAAUAGCCUCUCCAUUGGGUGAAUUGAAGGAUUUGUAAGAGUCAAAAGCAAGAUUCGCAGUUGUCAAAAGCUUUGAACCCUUGUUCUAGAUUUUCUGGAAAGGUAAUUCCUAGCUAUAGUCUGAGAUUAACAAACACUGCCUUAAAAAUUGUCUCAUUAGGAGUUCCAAUGCGACCGGGAUAGAGAUACUACUCCGUAUUAUAAAAACGCAUGUAAUUUGCCCUAAGUUUACAUCAGAAUUGCGAAGACGUACUGAAGUUUUGGGGAGAAUACGUGCGUUAUGGCAAUCGCCUCAACCUCGAUGAUCAGGGCGAGUAAUCUUCUGCGGUCGUUUGGAUGCAGAGAGCUUUCAUCACCAUUCUCCCACCCAGUUACUCCAUUACGUUUCUUCCAAUCGUCAAAAUUCACUCUUGAAAGUUCAAGAUCACAACUUUCUAUCCGUGGGGUUGCUGCAACAAACCCAAAACACACUCUGAGCGAGCAAAGCCUACCCAGAAUAGCUUCAUGCGAUGCCCUGAAGUCGAUCAUGAAACAUUAUCAAGCUGCUGCCCUGCUGUUAUUCGGAUUGCUGCUUGUUAAAACCAGCUUUCCUUGUUACCCAGCAUUUUCUCUACCCACACCUGCACCUGUUGUUGAUUCUUCAUCCUCAACACCACACGAUGAUGAACUGAUUGUUAUCAAAGGGGGACACUUAUUUAUAUUUGCAGCGCUCCAUAUUUUACUCUUGUCUGCAUUUUUUGACUGGACUACUGCUAUCAAAUUUCAGGUUGCAUUUCAUGGACCUGUGGAUUCACUAUUCCACGAUCUUUGUGAAAUUAAUGUAUUAAAGAAGAUAGUUGGAUAUAAUGAAGGAUUCGAAGGUAAAUAGUCUAUUGACACAUAUUGUGUUCUCCCUUUCAGUUCCCUCUAUUUUUCCCUUGAGAGAAAUGGUUUGCGCUCAGCUAUUGAUUGACAUAGCACUCCUUUAAAGAGGUACUAAGCCUACAUCUCAUAGGAUCACUGGUAAUAAUCAAGCAAACACAGUGAUAGAUCCAGAGAAAUUAUGCAGGAGAAUGGGGAAAGAGUGUUUAUUGAAUGAGAAGUAGUAGGAGUACGUAUACAAGCCUUGGGACUGUUCGAGAAGCUCACUCUCUAAAGCCUAAAUGCCAAUUCAGUAAUUGCCUGCCUUCUUUAGCUACCCUCCACUUCUAUUUAUAGUAACAGUCCACGCAGGGACCAAACAAACAACUAAUUAGCUAUUGGACCCCUUAGACACCUUAUUUCUCUUAUUCUGCCCCUUAAUAAAAUACUGACUAGGCUGAUUCCUAUCAACAUCUAAGGUGCCUAAGCAUCAGUUGCCAGAAACUAGGCCUAUGCAUAUGUGUAGCUGAAAUUCAGAGAAGAAGUCUUAAAGGUGAAAAGGUUAUAUGGAGCGUAGGCCUUUUUAGAGUGGCUUAUUUUUAAAUCUAAGCUUCAGUGAGACACCCUACCCUAGUCUUCUUCCUCUCUUAGUCCCUCCCGCAUAUGAGCUUCCCCAUCUUUCUAUCCAUAGAUUCUAGCACUCACCAGUAGCUGAGCUGUCUAUGCUUGCCACUAGAGGGCGUAGACUGUUUACGUCCAAAAAGUCUGCUUUGUUUGAGUUGAGGUUUGGGUACAUGCAUAUAGAUAUUCUGCACAAGCAGAUUGACUAAAUUCUCACACAGUCACCAACAUUUACCCUUUUAGAUCAAUUAUUUAAUUUUAAAAGAAUAACACCCUUUAUUCCUAUCCUCUCUAAUAGGUACUUUCAAACACUUCAAUUUCAUGUGGUUUGAGAAAGUAGUUGUCCCAUUUUUAUUUUACUUUAAUAUGCAUAAACCCUUUUUGUGUGCCAGACACUAUCUGCAUAUAAAUUUGGGUAAAACAAGAGUAAGCACUAGAUUAUACCGUGUGUUUUUACAGUAAAUCACAUGGAAUGUAUUGAUCGGAAUGCUGAUUUUUAACUCCUAAUUAAGCUUUUUUGCUUAUAGCUUCACAGGCGAGUUUUGCCUCAAGGUAUUAGCUUUGACCCGUUGGCUGUUCCGAAAUGAUUUCAUUUUCUAUUUUUUUUCCUACAUUGGAGAUUUUUUCAAUUCUUUAGAUAUUCACCUUUAUUGAGGGCUUAAACCACUUGUAAAAUUGCAAACCAUUAUGCAAGCUGACAAGCUCUUAUAUUAACAAUUUAUGGUGUUACGUAAUAGUCUUCUGCUUCUGAAAAGAGAAGAGGAAACAAGACUUUUUUUUCCAAACGGAGUAUUUUCAGUGGGUAGAGCAAUUUUAAGAACUUCAUUUCUUAUCAAAAUUUAAGUUGUUUAAUUCAUUGGAAUUAGUAUGAGAAAGUUAUUUCAAUUAUUUUACAGAGUAUAUAAUUCUAAUGUUCAUAUAAUCAUAUUCAUGUUUAUAUCUAAUUUGACAAUAUCAAAAUCCCUACAAAUAUUUUUUUUUGCAAAGUUUCAUAACCUAUUAUAGCAUUUUCUAUGUUAAGGUCAACAUCCUUGAAAUGGAAUGUGAUUUGUAAAAUCUUCCUUAGGAGUAUCAAAGUGAUGCCAUCGGAUCACAAGACGUUUGACAACCCCUAAAAAUAGUUGUAAAUUUGAGAUGUUUUUUCUAUUUCACUGAAAAAAUUUCUUAUUCUUGUAAUAUUUAUUUUUUCUUUGACAUUUUGUUGCAACAAAUGCUAUUUUAUAUCUGAAAAUAAAUUUAGUUAAACACAUACUCCCCCGUCCCACAAAACUUGGUCAAAGUUGAAUUGCACGUAGAUUAAUAAAAUAAAAAUUUUGUGGUUGAAAUUUGUGCAGAGAAGAGAGAAAUCAUUUUAGCCACAUAUAGUUUACUUUAAAUAGAAAUGACGAAGUAUUUUGGAACGGCCAAAAAAGGAAAUUUGGCCAAAUUUUGGGGACGGAGGGAGUAAUACUUUACGAUAUUUUAGAAGUUUUUGCAAUAUACCCUGUUUAAUUAAAAUUUGGCCCCGGCUGAACGUUAAUGCUAGAUCCGCCUCUGCUCAUGGGCGUGUCAUACUGCCAACUGCCAAGCAAUGUUGUCUCCUCUUAAGCAUAAAGCACUCAUACCUCUAUAUAUUUGAAGGCAUACUUUCGGAAAAACGUUUGCAGGUUACUAUCACAGCGCAAUUAUUUUGGUGGCCCUCAGAACUAAAUACCAUAAACAACGGCACAGGUUUAGAUGAAGUUUUGCAAAAGCUCUUUUCGGUAUCAUCAAACAACAACAUACAGAGUUUUGGAAUGGCAGUUUCUAAACUACUUAAACAGGAGGUAGAUAGUGGCAACUUUUCACUAUUUAAGGCCUCAUGAGGCCUUAAAUAAUGUAAAGAAAUGUGUAACUUUUUGAAAUGUGCUAAAGAUUUACUGAUUAGCAGAUAUAUUUGUUUGUUUAGUAGGCUAAUAUUUAGGGUUAUCUGUUAUUUUUUUUAAUUUAUGCAGCUCGAAUUUUAUCAUUAUUUACGGAGUAUUUUAUGAUUUAUAAUGAGUAGCAGAUACAGUAUUAUCAUAACAAGAUACAUUCACACUCUUCA
Molecule: messenger RNA, 3637 nt
Organism: Cuscuta epithymum
Lineage: Eukaryota; Viridiplantae; Streptophyta; Magnoliopsida; Solanales; Convolvulaceae
Source: the annotation of a GenBank genome assembly